Miniopterus natalensis is the source of this 9752-nucleotide messenger RNA. The record is from RefSeq and is a predicted model, not a curated record. Lineage: Eukaryota; Metazoa; Chordata; Mammalia; Chiroptera; Miniopteridae.
UGAGACUUCCUUAUGGUCUAGACCACAGGGUUUUCAAGCUUUAAUUUGGAAUAUAUGCUAAACUAUUGAUUUACUCUUUGGUUUUCAUAGGUCUGAAUUUUCAGAUAUUUAGGGAUGCUGUUUGGAAUUAAUGUUUGGGCUUCCUGAGGAACUUGAUAUGUUGUGCUUAUUUCUUUUGUUUUUUAGACCCAUGAAAUGGCCACAGAUGAUAAGACUUCCCCAACAUUGGACUCUGCCAAUGAUUUGCCUCGGUCUCCUACUAGUCCUUCUCAUCUCACACACUUUAAACCGCUCACUCCUGAUCAGGACGAACCUCCUUUUAAAUCAGCAUAUAGUUCUUUUGUAAAUCUCUUUCGAUUUAACAAAGAGAGAGCAGAAGGGGGCCAGGGAGAGCAGCAGUCUCCAAGUGGAAACUGGACCAGCCCUCAGCUCCCUUCAAGAGCACAGUCUGUGAGGUCACCUACACCUUAUAAAAAACAGCUUAAUGAGGAACUCCAGCGGCGAUCUUCAACAGUGUUAGAGAACAGUUUGCAACAGCCGCAGGAGAACACAGAAACAAGAAGGAAAGCAGAACCUACCUUUGGAGGUCAUGAUCCUCGUACAGCUGUUCAGCUUCGAAGCCUCAGCACAGUAUUAAAACGCCUCAAGGAAAUCAUGGAGGGGAAAAGCCAGGAUAGUGACCUGAAGCAGUACUGGAUGCCAGAUAGCCAAUGUAAGGAGUGCUAUGACUGUAGUGAGAAGUUUACAACCUUUCGGCGCAGACACCAUUGCCGACUGUGUGGGCAGAUUUUCUGCAGUCGCUGCUGUAAUCAAGAAAUCCCAGGAAAAUUUAUGGGCUAUACAGGGGACCUCCGAGCUUGUACAUACUGUAGAAAAAUAGCCUUAAGUUAUGCUCAUUCCACGGACAGCAAUUCCAUUGGGGAAGACUUGAACGCUCUUUCAGAUUCUGCUUCCUCGUUGUCUGUACUUGAUCCCAGUGAGCCCCGAACACCUGUUGGGAGUAGAAAAGCCAGUCGCAACAUAUUUUUAGAGGAUGAUUUUGCCUGGCAAAGUUUGAUUCAUCCAGACUCCUCAAAUACUUCUCUUUCAACAAGACUUGUAUCUGUGCAAGAGGAUGCUGGGAAAUCUCCUGCUCGAAAUAGAUCAUCCAGCAUUACUAACCUGUCACUGGAUCGAUCUGGUUCUCCCAUGGUACCUUCAUAUGAGACGUCUGUCAGCCCCCAGGCUAACCGACCUUAUGUGAGGACAGAGACCAGCGAGGAUGAGCGCAAGAUCCUUCUGGACAGCGUUCAAUUAAAGGACCUGUGGAAAAAAAUCUGCCAUCACAGUAGUGGAAUGGAGUUUCAGGAUCACCGCUACUGGCUGAGAACACAUCCUAACUGCAUUGUAGGGAAGGAAUUAGUCAACUGGCUCAUCCGUAAUGGACAUAUUACUACGAGGGCGCAAGCUAUAGCAAUUGGACAAGCAAUGGUUGACGGGCGCUGGCUGGAUUGUGUCAGUCAUCAUGAUCAGAUCUUCAGGGAUGAGUAUGCGCUGUACAGACCACUGCAGAGCACAGAGUUUUCCGAGACCCCUUCUCCGGACAGUGACUCAGUGAACUCUGUGGAAGGACACUCUGAGCCAUCCUGGUUUAAGGACAUAAAGUUUGAUGACAGUGACACAGAACAGAUAGCCGAAGAAGGUGACGAUAAUUUGACUAAUUCUGCCAGUCCUAGCAAGCGCACCUCAGUCAGCAGUUUCCAGUCCACAGUGGACAGUGACUCAGCCGCUUCUAUCAGCCUGAACGUGGAGCUGGACAACGUGAACUUCCAUAUCAAGAAGCCCUCCAAGUACCCACAUGUGCCCCCUCACCCUGCUGACCAAAAAGAGUAUCUGAUUUCUGACAGUGGAGGACAACAGCUCUCAAUAAGUGACGCCUUCAUCAAAGAAUCCUUAUUUAAUCGUCGCGUUGAGGAAAAAUCCAAAGAGCUGCCGUUCACACCUCUGGGCUGGCACCAUAACAACCUGGAGCUGCUGAGGGAGGAGAAUGGAGAGAAACAGGCCAUGGAGAGGUUGCUUUCAGCUAAUCAUAACCACAUGAUGGCACUACUCCAACAGUUGCUCCAUAAUGAGUCAUUGUCACCAUCUUGGAGGGACAUCAUUGUAUCACUGGUCUGCCAGGUUGUUCAGACAGUCCGACCUGAUGUAAAGAACCAUGACGACGACAUGGACAUCCGUCAGUUUGUCCACAUCAAAAAAAUCCCAGGUGGAAAGAAGUUUGAUUCUGUGGUUGUCAAUGGAUUCGUUUGUACCAAGAAUAUUGCACAUAAAAAGAUGAAUUCUUAUAUUAAGAACCCCAAAAUUCUUCUGUUGAAGUGUUCCAUUGAGUAUCUCUACAGAGAAGAAACUAAAUUUACUUGCAUUGACCCUAUUGUGCUGCAGGAAAGGGAAUUCUUGAAGAAUUAUGUGCAGCGAAUAGUUGACGUUCGACCCACACUGGUUCUAGUCGAGAAAACAGUGUCUCGUAUUGCCCAGGAUAUGUUACUGGAACAUGGCAUUACUUUGGUCAUCAAUGUAAAAUCACAAGUUUUAGAACGAAUCAGUCGGAUGACCCAAGGUGAUUUAGUGAUGUCAAUGGACCAGCUGCUUACAAAACCCCACCUGGGCACCUGUCACAAAUUUUAUAUGCAGAUAUUUCAGUUGCCUAAUGAACAAACCAAAACACUGAUGUUUUUUGAAGGCUGUCCACAGCACCUGGGCUGCACAAUCAAGCUUAGUGGAGGUUCCGAUUAUGAGUUGGCUCGAGUUAAGGAGAUCCUCAUAUUUAUGAUCUGUGUAGCUUAUCAUUCUCAACUUGAAAUCUCCUUCCUCAUGGAUGAGUUUGCUAUGCCUCCCACAUUAACACAAAACCCUUCCUUUCAUUCUCUGAUUGAGGGGCAGGAGAAUGCUCAAGAAGGAGCUGCACAAGAGCCGUUCAGCGCAAGUCCGCUGCCCCGGGAGCCUGACUUCCCAUUGGAGAUUCUUCCCUCUGAUGAUGGCAGCUCACUAGAGUCUGGGCUUGUGUUUGAGAAGGGUGACCAGGAGAGUAGAAGUGUUCCACAGGACGUUGCCUCUGUGAAGCACCAGGAGCAUGCCGCAGCAGCUUGCCCGGCGGGCAUCCCCUGUGCUCUCUUUCCGUCAGUACCUGAAUCACUGUUGCUGCUCCAUGUGGACGACCAGCAGGGUGCCCUAGGCACCGAGCAGCCUGAGACUUGGCAGCAAACAGAUGAGCUACAGGAUCCCAAAAGCCAGAUGAGAGUCUUUAGAGACCCUCUGCAGGAUGACACUGGCCUCUAUGUUACCGAGGAAGUUACCCCUUCUGAAGAUAAACUGAAGACCUAUUCUUUGGCCUUUAAACAGGAAUUGAAAGAUGUGAUCCUCUGCAUCUCUCCAGUCAUCACAUUCCGGGAGCCCUUCCUUCUGACGGAAAAGGGGAUGAGAUGCUCUACCCGAGAUUAUUUUGCAGAGCAGGUUUACUGGUCUCCUCUUCUCAAUAAAGAGUUCAAAGAAAUGGAGAGCAGGAGGAAGAAGCAGCUGCUCAGGGACCUCUCUGGCCUCCAGGGCAUGAACGGAAGUGUUCAGGCCAAGUCUAUUCAAGUCCUGCCCUCGCAUGAGCUCGUGAGCACUAGAAUCGCAGAGCAUCUGGGUGACAGCCAGAGCCUGGGUAGGAUGCUGGCCGACUAUCGGGCCAGAGGAGGAAGAAUUCAGAAAAAUGCAGACCCUUUUGCUUAUUCAAAGGAUGUAUCAGGUGCAUCAAGUGGCAAAUCAGGAAGCAGAACUGAGGGUGACGAAGAGAAAGGCUUGAUUCCUGGUGAUGCAGUGUGGUCGUCAAAGGUGGACUGUCUGAACCCCAUCAACCACCAGCGACUGUGUGUGCUCUUCAGCAGCUCCUCUGCCCAGUCCAGCAACGCGCCCAGUGCCUGUGUCAGCCCUUGGAUUGUAACAAUGGAGUUUUAUGGAAAGAAUGAUCUUACCUUAGGAAUAUUUUUAGAGAGAUACUGUUUCAGGCCUUCUUACCAGUGUCCUAGCAUGUUCUGUGAUACCCCCAUGGUGCAUCAUAUUCGGCGCUUUGUCCAUGGCCAAGGCUGUGUGCAGAUAAUCCUGAAAGAGUUGGAUUCUCCAGUGCCUGGGUAUCAGCAUACAAUUCUCACCUAUUCCUGGUGCAGGAUCUGCAAACAGGUAACACCAGUUGUUGCUCUUUCCAAUGAGUCCUGGUCCAUGUCAUUUGCAAAAUACCUUGAACUUAGGUUUUAUGGGCACCAGUACACUCGCAGAGCCAAUGCUGAGCCAUGCGGUCACUCCAUCCACCAUGACUACCACCAGUAUUUCUCCUAUAACCAGAUGGUGGCAUCUUUCAGUUAUUCUCCCAUUAGGCUCCUUGAAGUAUGCGUCCCACUCCCCAAAGUAUUUAUUAAACGCCAGGCGCCACUGAAAGUAUCUCUUCUCCAGGAUUUGAAGGACUUUUUUCAAAAAGUGUCACAGGUAUAUCUUGCUAUUGAUGAAAGACUUGCAUCUUUGAAAACUGACACCUUUAGCAAAACAAGAGAGGAAAAAAUGGAAGAUAUCUUUGCACAAAAGGAGAUGGAAGAAGGUGAGUUCAAGAGCUGGAUCGAGAAGGUGCAAGCGAGGCUCAUGUCUGCCUCUGGGGAUGCCCCUCAGCAGCUGCAGUCGGUCUUCGAGUCACUCAUUGCCAAGAAGCAGAGCCUCUGUGAGGUGCUGCAAGCCUGGAAUAACAGGUUGCAGGACCUUUUCCAGCAGGAAAAAGGUAGAAAGCGGCCUUCAGUUCCUCCAAGUCCUGGAAGACUGAGACAGGGGGAAGAAAGCAAGAUAAGUGCGGUGGAUGCGUCUCCACGGAAUGUUUCUCCAGGGCUUCAGAACGGAGAAAAAGAGGACCGCUUCUUAACCACCCUGUCCAGUCAGAGCUCUACCAGCUCUACCCAUCUCCAGUUGCCUACUCCCCCUGAAGUCAUGCCUGAGCAGUCGGGGGCAGGGCCCCCGGAACUGGAUACAGCCAGCAUUUCCGAAGAUGUGUUUGAUGGACAUUUGCUGGGAUCCACAGACAGCCAGGUGAAGGAGAAAUCAACCAUGAAAGCCAUCUUCGCAAAUUUGCUCCCAGGAAACAGCUAUAACCCUAUUCCGUUUCCUUUUGAUCCAGAUAAACACUACUUAAUGUAUGAACAUGAACGGGUGCCCAUUGCAGUCUGUGAGAAGGAACCCAGCUCCAUCAUUGCUUUUGCUCUCAGUUGUAAAGAAUACCGAAAUGCCUUAGAGGAAUUGUCCAAAGUGAGCCCGCGGAACAGUGCUGAAGAAGGACUUCCAACAAAUAGUGCUUUAGACAGCAGACCAAAGAGUAGCAGCCCCAUUAGAUUACCUGAGAGCAGUGGAGGACAGCCGAGUCGCACAGCAGAGGCAGAACCACAACCAACCAAAAAGGCUUCUGGAAUGUUGUCCUUCUUCCGAGGGACAGCAGGGAAAAGCCCCGAUCUAUCUUCCCAGAAGAGAGAGACCUUGCGUGGAGCGGAUAGCGCUUAUUACCAGGUUGGGCAGGCGGGCAAGGAGGGGACGGAGAAUCAAGGCAUCGAGCCUUCAGAUGAAGUAGAUGGAGGAGACACACAAAAGAAACAGCUCACGAAUCCUCAUGUGGAGCUUCAAUUUUCUGAUGCUAAUGCCAAGUUUUAUUGUCGGCUCUAUUACGCGGGAGAGUUUCAUAAGAUGCGGGAAGUGAUUCUGGGCAGCAGCGAAGAUGAUUUCAUUCGAUCCCUUUCACACUCGUCGCCCUGGCAGGCCCGGGGAGGCAAAUCCGGGGCUGCCUUCUAUGCAACUGAAGAUGAUAGAUUCAUUCUGAAGCAAAUGCCUCGCCUGGAAGUCCAGUCUUUCCUCGACUUUGCACCACACUACUUCAAUUAUAUUACAAAUGCUGUUCAACAAAAGAGGCCUACUGCAUUGGCCAAAAUUCUUGGAGUUUACAGAAUUGGUUAUAAGAAUUCUCAGAACAACACUGAGAAGAAGUUAGAUCUCCUUGUCAUGGAAAAUCUUUUCUAUGGGAGAAAGAUGGCACAGGUAUUUGAUUUGAAGGGUUCACUUAGAAAUAGAAAUGUAAAAACUGAUACUGGGAAGGAGAGCUGUGAUGUAGUCCUGCUGGAUGAGAAUCUUUUAAAGAUGGUUCGAGACAACCCUCUGUAUAUCCGCUCUCAUUCCAAAGCUGUGCUGAGAGCCUCGAUCCGCAGCGACUCCCACUUCCUUUCUAGCCACCUCAUUAUAGAUUAUUCUUUGCUGGUUGGGCGAGAUGACACCAGCAAUGAGCUGGUUGUUGGAAUCAUAGAUUAUAUUCGAACAUUUACAUGGGACAAAAAGCUUGAGAUGGUUGUGAAAUCCACAGGAAUUUUAGGAGGACAAGGUAAAAUGCCCACUGUGGUCUCUCCAGAGCUGUACAGGACUCGAUUUUGUGAAGCGAUGGACAAGUAUUUCCUGAUGGUACCGGACCACUGGACAGGUUUAGGUCUGAACUGCUGAAAUGAAGCACUUACCGUGAAAUGGACCGUGAAGGAAAGGGGGCUGGAGCAAAGGACCAAAAAUAAGCUGCAUUUUACUUGUUUGUCACAUUCACCACUGUUUGCCAAGGCCUUUCAGUUCUGCGUUUCAUAGGCCCUCUCACACUGAAGGGUUAAAAUUCCGUAGAUGUGCACUGUGGUUUUUGAUACCUACAGAUUGGCUAUGCCUGGGCUGGAAAGUUGCAUGGACAUUUUUUCACUUAAGCAGAAAUAUAGACCCAUUUCAAAGGGCUAAGGACAGAUGUAUGAUUAGAGAUGAGAUUGGGUGAAAAACGGGUUGAUGUGUUUGCUAACCAUCCUGCUAAGAAAACAGUGCUCCUAGGUUGUGACUCUUGGCGUUGCAUGUGACACAUUCUUCACUUAAAAAGCAUUUGUAGAUUUGAUGAGCUUUUUUGGUUUGUUUCUCAUGUAACAGUUUAAUGUUGCCUAUUAUCACAGUUUCUGAAACCUUUAAAAAUUCUGAAUUAUUCUAUGAAUAGCCAGUUAAACAGAUGGACAGAAUCUGUUCUUGUUUUACAGAGGAAUUUGACUUAAAUUGGGAAUCCUGCCAUGUCCUAUAUCUCACCCUGCUUUCCAGUAUGUUUGAUGUUUGUCAGGUUCUGUCUUUACUUCUCUGUGGAAGGCAGGAAGCCACCACCAUUAACUUUAAGCCUUUUUGUCUGGAGCUAUUUUUUAAGCUUGUUUACAACUUUUGUGCAGUUAUUAUGUAAAACAGCACUUAUCUGCACAUGCUCUUAUUCUAAGUUUUUUCUCUUUCAAGGGCAACAUUAGUCAAUGAGUCUACAAUGACUAAAUCCCCAAAGGGCGAGUGGUUAAUGAAGGAUUUUUUAAAUGUAAAGUAUAUUUCAGGCCCAAUCCAAGAAAUUGGGUGAAAGGGAAGCACUUGAUCGCGUUUUGUAGAGGUAGUGUCUUUUUCAAUAUAACCAGCAAUUUAAGUGACAUAUAUAUAUAUGAAAUUUCUAGAUCUGAUAUUCUUGUUUCCUAACUUUCUAUACCAGUUUCUAGGCCAGUCCUGACUAUCAAGAAAUGUUAAAAGAUAAAAUGUUCUUAGUAAGGAAUUUCUUGUUUAAUAGAGAGGUUGUUUAAAAAGCGAUCAGAAGUAUGAAACAUAAUAAUAAUGUAACCUUGAAUAUUUCCUUUUGGCUUCUUUGCAUAACAAGGAUAGUUUGGGGAUUUUUUAAACUGUAAGAGUUCUACUCUUUUCAGGCUUCCAAGGAUAGCACAUUUCUAUUGUAACUUUCACAUAAGGAGGAGAAGUCUGGAUACAUUUCACUUACAGAGGCUAUAAUACAUGAAAUGGGAACAUUUUGGAAAGUUGUCUUUAGGGAAUGAAAGCAUUAGUUUGGUGUAUGGUGCUUAUUGGAAACGUGAUUUGUUUUGAACUAGAAACAGGUAAGUUGACCAAGGACUUAUGACUGAUCUGAUGAUAAGCAUUUUAAAAAACAACAUGUGGUGUACCUUUUGAUACAAAACACUGGUGAUUUUAGUUUCAGCAUCAUACAGCAGUAAGGAGUUGUACAGCAGUGACACAUAGAGGAGCAUCAGCUUGUGUGUCCAGGAGCAGUGGGUUUUGCAUCUGAUUUUGAAUGCAAAUACUGUUUUGACCAUUUCUUCUGUGAAGAUACUCUGGGUUAUUCAUCCUGUCCAUGUCCUGCACCCCGGUCAUGAACGCUUCCUGUAGAAGGUGUCUCCCCCCAGCUGUAACCAGGGUGUGUCUUUGUUUUAGCCUCAGCGCCAUCUGUGUACCUUGGAUCCUCUGCUGGAGUAGCUCCGGACAGUAAUUAAGUAUCUUGCUGAUUUUGUUUUUCUUGUCCAUGACAUUAAGAACUAUUUUUUUAAAGUACUGCUGCCUCUUAGAUAAUUUUGUGGCUAAAAAAAGUUCCAAUAUAAUAUAACCUGAAGUAAUACUUGCUGUCCUUUUAAAGCUGUCUUAAAGAAGGGAAAAUAUAAAAUUUAAUUUGCUGUGAGUGGUAGGACUAUAUCCCUGGCCCCUUGCUGCUCCUGUGUAGGCCGCCCACAUAUAUAAGGCGUUUCAGAUGUUGUGCUACUCAGUGUUAAGCACUGGGUGACUUCACCUCUCCUGAAUUCCCUUUCAAGUCCCGGAGAAUAUUAACAAAACAGUGGUGAUUUUAGUUUCAGUAUCAUACAGUAGUAAAGGAGUUGUACAGCAGUGACACAUAGAGGAACAUCAGCUUGCGUGUCCAGGAGCAAUGGGUUAAGAAUGGGUUAAGAAUGAAAAGUUAAGAAUAUGGAAGAAAUCUUAAUACUUUAGUCCUUCGAAUAAACUAUGAAUCCUGAAAAUAAUUGACAGUAGCACAAGAAAACUAUAUAACAUGUUGCAUUGUAUAAAAAAUCUUAUUUAUAAAUUUGAAGCUUUUUGAUGCCAUCAAAACUUUGUUAAAAAUAAAAAGGAUUAACCUUUAUCUUAACCCAAGCCUAAGAAAACUAAGGGGAAUAAGCCGUUGUAAGCCCUUUUAUAGUCUAUAGAAUAUUUUAGAUUUACAGAUAUUCAAAACUUCCUAUAAAAUGUCCUGCUUAUAAUUUUUCCCUGAUCCAGCAGUAAGUGGUUUUCUAGCUUUGGCUUUUUUGGGUAGUGUAAAUAGUAGGGUUGUAUUGGUUUUUGUGGCAUCAGUUUCUCCUUGGCAUUUUACCCAUUAGUACUGGGCUUGUAUAAAACUGCCAAGGAAAGGAAUCUAUCUGUAGAAAGUCUCCUUAGCUACCAGAGUGGAAACUGUUGUGAAUGAGCCUGUCGGUGAAACAGAUCAGGCCAUUCAUUACUCCUCAAGUGUUAACAUACUGACUUAUGCAGUAUUCAAAGCAUCUAGUGCAAUGCCUUUUUUUGUUUGUUUUUAUAACGUGGGUGCAGUGUAUUAUAGAAAAAUUAAAAUUAUAAUCAUGAGCAUUUUUAUUAAUGCUUCUGUGCUGGUUUUGUAAAAAAUGUACAUUCUGUCUUUGACAGGUUUAAUUUUAACUAGAGAAAUGAUAUUGUAAAUCAUAAUAGCCUCUUAACUUAGUAUGAAAAUUCAGUUAACAGUAUUGAAAAUACCUGAUGUAUUAUAUUGUAUAUAUUUCUCUACUUUGGUUCCAGCUGUUUUAUAUGAUUGAUGUGUUAUUUAAGAAAUGAAACUGCCUUGGCCUUUUAAAGACUUAUACUGUAAAUAAAGAAGACUUACAAAUAACUGA